AUGAAAAGCAUCAACUCUGUGGCCGGCGUCCUUCUGGUCCUCGGGUUCAUCCAGAUCAGCUGGCAGGUUCCACUGCUCGACACUGAGGAGCGCUCGAGGUUGGAGCAGGACGACACGUUAUCGGAUGAGUCCAGAGAGCUGUCCAACAUGAAGAGACACUCUGACGGAACGUUCGCCAACGACUACAGCAAAUUCCUGGAGGACCGGAAGGCGCAGGACUUUGUCCGGUGGCUGAUGAGCAACAAGAGGAGCGGAGCCGCAGAAAAGCGCCACGCUGAUGGGACCUUCACCAGCGAUGUGAGCUCGUACCUUAAGGAACAAGCAAUCAAAGACUUUGUCGCCAAGCUCAAGUCUGGACAAGCCCGAAGAGAAUCGCAUACGACCAGGUGGAGCAGGAGACACGUAGAUGGAAGCUUCACCAGCGAUGUGAACAAGGUGCUCGACUCCAUGGCCGCCAAAGAAUAUUUGCUCUGGGUCAUGACCUCCAAGCCUUCAGGGGAAAGGUAA
Molecule: messenger RNA, 507 nt
Organism: Nematolebias whitei (Rio pearlfish)
Lineage: Eukaryota; Metazoa; Chordata; Actinopteri; Cyprinodontiformes; Rivulidae
Product: glucagon-1-like
Exons: 4
Coding region: 1-507 (168 amino acids)
Biological process (GO): response to starvation
Cellular component (GO): extracellular region
Molecular function (GO): hormone activity; glucagon receptor binding
Source: RefSeq, a predicted model, not a curated record